Molecule: messenger RNA, 940 nt
Organism: Priapulus caudatus
Lineage: Eukaryota; Metazoa; Priapulida; Priapulimorpha; Priapulimorphida; Priapulidae
Exons: 4
Coding region: 53-727 (224 amino acids)
Source: RefSeq, a predicted model, not a curated record
CAAAGGAAGCUCAGCGACCUGCAAGAUCACAAGUUUCAUCGCAAACCUUGUAAUGCAUGGCCCUCAAGACAUUCCAGAGAAAUGCUCUGGCAUAUUCUUGGCUUAUGCGGGUCUUGCUGCAGACGUAACAACAGAUGAAAAUAUCAACCCUGCAAAGAUAAUUAACAAAGUCUUCGAGGAACUAUGCCCAAAAACUGGAGAAAUUAUGCCCUGCUUCAAUGCAAUUAUGGAUUCGGUGGACUGCUCAGGCAGUGACAAAAUUCUCCUGGGCAUGCCAGGUGUCCCAGAAGAUUUUCAAGAUGUGACCCUCGCUGAUGUUGACUUUCUUCUAACGGCAAUUGUUGCUGCUUUUAAAAGCAACUGCGAAGCAAAGAAUAACCCAUUCGUGAAUGCUCACUCUGUGGAGCAGUUUGAAACAUGUAUACGAAAGACAGGAGAAUUGUCACAGGAGGAGCAACUAAAAUUAUCCACAGAUGUGAUGCAGAUAGAUUUCACAACUGGUGGAAAACCACUAAGUGCUGAAGACUGUAGUAAGAUGGAUGCUAUUGUGGCUACACUCAUUUAUGCACUUGGAGAGCCUACAGAAUGUGAAGACUUUUACCCAUUUAUUAAGCAAACUACUUACACAUUAUUAGACUCUCUUUGUGGAAGAGCGAGCAGUGCAAGUCGGCUUUACUUGUACUGGGCUUCUGUUGCAGUCAUGUCAGGUGUCACAAUGGUGCUCUAGCAAUAUUGUUUUGUAUCGUGUUUUGCUCCCCUCAACUGAUCUACAUACGUGAAAUAAUGAAGACUUGCCAAUUGGUGGUCGGAUGGUGGUGGGAAGUAUACCAGCAAUAAUGUUUAUUGAAAUUUGUUCAGGUAGAAGAUAAUGUACUGAAUUGGGGGGGGGGGGUCAAGGUAAAAUGUUUAUUAUGAGGUUGACUGGAAACUCGUUUUUUUC